CGGCAGCUGCAGAAACGCUCCACUCUUCUGUUCACAUCAAACAGAGGAAGAGCCAUUGGCUCCGAGGAGCUGAUGACGGAGGGAGCGCACUGUCUUCUCCAGGAGCGCGCACUCACUCACUCACUCGCUCACACACACACCGGCUGCACGUCCGGUCAGUGUGGGAUGAUGUACUAAGUGCUUAACUUCUUCUUCCCCGCCUGUAAUUAAACAUUUUUGGUCCUUUUUGGAGCUGUUGGCUGCAGGAGCGCGCAGAUUGACACCCGCCGGAACACACGGGCAGCUCCGUGCAGCGCAGGCAGGUUUCCGUCUCCACAACAAGCGGCGCGAGAGUCGCGAUCCAAGUGUUGGUGCACGAAGAGAGAGUGACGCGGACGCGGCUUCUCUCGCUGGGGAACCGGAACACGGAGGAGAACGUCUGCACACCGAACUUGGGAUAUGGCGCGUGUGAGGACGCUCGAGCUUCUCGUUGGAGUUGUUGUAGUUUUGCAGUGUGUGAGGAACAUCCGAGCCGAGAUCACAGACACUAACGGGGUUUCUUACUCGUACAUGGAGACACAAGCGGGAGACGACGACGCACCAGUGGACGUGAAGCUGUACAGUCACCGGUGGAGGAGAUGGGUCCCCCCUAAACCUCUUAACAUGGACACUAACAGAGCGAGUCAGGAGCAGGACCAGGACCAGGAUCCUGAGCAGGAAGAGCCUGAGGGGUUUCCAGGUCUGGUCUCAGCAGAGGAGGGAGACAACAGCUCCCAGAUCGAGGAGGACACAGACCACAACUACUACACAUCAAAAACAUACGGGCCGUCAGACUCCAUGAGCAAGGACUUGUGGGUGAAUAUCGAGCUCAUGGACAAGGGGAAAGUGAAGAUCCAUGGCAUUCUGUCCAACACACACAGACAAGCGGCGAGAGUUAAUCUGUCCUUCGAUUUCCCGUUUUAUGGACAUUUCCUGCGCGAGAUCACCGUGGCAACUGGUGGUUUCAUCUACACGGGCGAUGUGGUCCAUCGGAUGCUAACGGCGACGCAGUACAUCGCCCCCCUCAUGGCCAACUUUGACCCGAGCGUCUCCAGAAACUCCACUGUCAUCUACUUUGACAACGGCACUGCUCUGGUGGUGCAGUGGGACCACGUUCAUCUACAGGACAACUACAACCUGGGAAGUUUCACCUUCCAGGCCACGCUGCACAACACGGGAAGAAUUGUGUUUGCAUACAAAGAGAUCCCGGUUGAGGUGGCGCAGAUCAGCUCUGUCAAUCACCCGGUGAAGGUGGGCCUGUCUGAUGCCUUUGUGGUGGUCCACAAGAUCCAACAGAUACCCAACGUGCGGAGGCGAACGAUCUACGAGUACCACCGCGUGGAGCUGACAAAGACGAAGAUCACCAAUUCUACAGCUGUGGAGAUUCUGCCUUUGCCCACGUGUCUCCAGUUCACCAGCUGCAGCUCCUGCAUCUCCUCGCAGAUCAACUUCAACUGUAGCUGGUGUCACCGCCUCAGCAGAUGCUCCAGUGGCUUUGACCGCCAUCGGCAAGACUGGGUGGACAGCAGUUGCCCAGAUGAGACCAAGGACAAUACGUGCGACAUCAUUGACACGACGUACCUCUACCCCUUCACCACUGCUGUUGUCACCAAAACAACAUCCAGGAGCAAAGACACCACUGCAGAAGGGGACAGACUGUCCACCUCUCACACUCCCACCAGUGUCCCCACUGAAGAUGAUACAAAGAUCGCUCUGCAUCUCAGAGACAACCAGGUGAUGCCGGCCGACAGUGCUGUGGGCAGGAAGCCUGGUACGCACCCUCUACACACCGGUCUGAUCCUCGGGAUCCUGCUGGUCACUCUGGUCAUGGUUGCUGGUGUGCUGGUCACCGUCUACAUCUACCACCAUCCCACGUCUGCUGCUAGCCUCUUCCUCAUCGAGAGACGUCCAAGCAAGUGGCCGGCCAUGAAGUUCCGCCGGGGCUCAGGUCACCCAGCCUACGCUGAAGUGGAGCCGGUGGGCCAGGAGAAGGAGGGCUUCAUCGAGUCCGAGCAGUGCUGAGGCAGGAGGGGGCGUCUGCAUCCCUGCUGCCCCCCCCCCCCACCCUCCUCUCCUCCUCUUCUGCCUCCUCCACCCAUGCUAGACCUCCGCUCUCCUGCUCCACAGGGGACUUUUUUACUCCAGGAGCCUCCAGGAUCUGCAGGAGCGCCGUGUACACAAUGACUCGUUGAGACUCCCGCACCAGCCCAUUGAGCGCUAGAUGAGACGGGGAAACAACAGCCGCCGUUACGGGGAAUUGAGAAAACCCUGAAAGCUGAUGCAAACGCAUUGUCCGGCAACCUUUUCAAGAAGGACUUGCCUUGGACGGAGGGAGGGAACGGCAUCGACGUCACCAACUCAUUUAACGGCUGCUGUCGUGUUGCCAUGGAGGGAUUGUACAGCCUGACUGCCUUGACUGCUACUGGUGUGUCUGCGAGGAGGAGGGAUGGAGGGGGAGGAGAGGGAUGGAGGGAGGGAGGGUGAACUACACCACAUAUAUAUUUUCUGAAACAAUACAGAGUAUGUGAACAGAGAUUUCCACUUAAUUGUUGGUGGGGUUAAACAGUAUAGGCCUUUGUAUAUCCAUCAGGUUUUUACGUCUUUCCUUUCAUUUUUCUUUCAUUCUGUUGUUUUGACGGGGUUUUUUAGGCGCGUGUGUGUCUGAAUAGACCAUCGGUGUUGCUUUUCAAUACGGUAGCAGGCUUAGCUGAUUUUUCCCACAGCUCGCUGUUGCACACGCGGCAGUGUCCGUGUGAUACGACGCAAGCUGAACUCCUUUCACUGCGAUCUCUCACGUCAGAGUAAAAGCUCUGAGCUUUGUGUGGAAUUACUUUGACGUUUGGCUGGUUGAAUUUUACUGACAAUGAAGUGUGAGGUGUUAUUUUUGUUCACUGAGAAUAUGACGGGGUGUCUGCAGGUCCUUAAAAAGCCUUAUCAUUAAUUGUCCAAGAGUUAUCCUUUAAAUCUUGUUUUUGAAAGCUCCUCAAAAUGCCAUGGAGAUGGUAAACUGGAUUUCUACUGUAUAUUUUUGCAAAGAAUUAGGCAAAUGUAUGAGUUUUUGUAAUGUGCAUUAACGGUCUAAAUUAUAAGAACACACACAGAAGUUAAACAAGCACAGAGACAGGAAUUGAGGGUAAAAACAGAAAAUGAGUAUGUCAAGUCUUAAAUUUGAUCAAAGUGGCCUUGAAAAGGGUCUUUAAAACAUCUUAACUUUGGCUUCCUUAAACCUGCAGAUACCCUGAAUAUAAGCGUUUUUUGUUGUUUUUUGAGUAGGUGAUGGGCACGCUAUCCUUUCAUAUUGGUGGUUCGGUUGAUUUAUUUUGUCAUUUAUAGCAUUUUGGUUGUUAUUAUUUGCCGUGCCAUUUCUUUUUCCCUGACUAGGGUUUGCACAUCCCCCCCUCCCCAUGCACAAUUCUUUUUCUUUUCUCAUUUGACAUGUGGUACUAAUGCAAAAUUGCAAGACAGGCGCUUGUGAGUGUGAAUAUAUUUUCUACAGUGUAAAUGGUUUAUGUUAGAGAGUGUGAAUCUGUGUGUGUGUGUGUGAGAGAGCGAUAUCAAAACGAGAGCAGUGUGCAGAAGUGAUUGGAGAUCCACCUGCUAUAUGGGUGCAUAUGUUUGAGCUGGCUCUAGUUGAUUCUUACAGAUUUGAAUCUUGAGGUAUCUGCAUACAGUUUGUGUGAGCCAGGAAACACACUGGGGUUGAGUUGGAGUUUGUUUUGUUUUUUUUCUUUUUUCUUGAUUUUACUUUGUAGCCAGCAGAACCAGAUCUGUGUCCAUGUUUAACAAUUCAUGUCUGACUCAUCUCUACGAUACAUACGUGUACAUACUGAGGCCAAAACAUUUGCAGAUUCAGGUAAUCCAUUGCAAACAUUUGUAGGAUAGCAGUAAUAGUUCUGGGAAACUUUGUUUUUUAUGAGUGGCCUUUUGUUUGUGUACUUUUUUUACCUAAAUGUGAAUAUUGUUCCAAUCACGUCCGUCACAGAUCAAAACAAAAACGGCAAAAUUAAUUUCUACUGUAAAAUAUUCUUUCAAGACAAAAAGUCACGGUUUUACACCAAUGAUUGUAGUCACAUUUUACAGACGCCAUCGAUCAUCAUCCUGGAAUUCUACUGAAAAAUUAAACGUGCAAUAUUACACCUGUUCCGUUUGAAGAUGCACCUCCUCGUAUAUAUUUUGUUUCACAUUUGACUUUUUGUCGCCAUGCCAUUGAGACCAAAGACUAGUCAACGUCUGAGUGCGAUAUGUUUCCAAGUGUUUACCUCAGUGUCCGCAACUCAUUACCCAGCAUGCCACAGUGCAUAUCAUGCCAACUGGUGGUAUUUGGUUUGGUUUUACUGCCAUUUAGUCGUUUCUCUAAAUCCCUCACCACCGAGCAAUGGUUUUCAGAGAGUAGCACAAUUUUCAUUCAUUCAUUCAUUCAUUCAUUCAUUCAUUCAUCUCUACCGCUUUAUCCUCCACAUGAGGGUCGCGAGGGGGCGCUGGUGCCAAUCCCAGCUAACAUUGGGUGAAAGGACAGGUCACCAGUCCAUCACAGGGUAAGUAGCACAACUUGUUGAGUCUUAAAAAGUUUCGAACCCUCACCGUUGUUUUUGGUCUACCUCCGAAAGCCCCCAGAUUCAGUUUGUUUGAUUUGAAAAAAAAGUAGUAAAAGCUACUGGAAAAAAAACCCACUUAAAAUCAUAUCAUGAUAUCGCAAUGAUUAAUAUUUCACAGAAUUUCAAAAUAAAAGUAUCUGUGUUGAUAUGCAACGGUGUAUAGCUCAGAAUAACAAUGUAUUUGUGAUGCAAAAUAAAUCUGUUACUAAAAAUAACCUACAGAAAUAACUCCAUUAUGACCAUUAUGACAUGAAAUGGACUGGAGGUCCACAUGUGGCCCAUGGGCCGUGAGUUUGAGACCUCUGCUCUGUUAUGUGUAGAAACUCUUGAUAAAUUUUCCUCCAAUAUGAAUUUAAAGUGAGUUCAUGGCGUUUCUUUAGAACAGGGAGCUUGGCAAGCAUAGCAACAGUAACUAAGGAGGCCGUGGCUUGCAUCUCCUAUCUAAUUCUGUGAUAUAAAUGCGAUGUGAGACUCUCAUUAGCACAUGAGCUACACACCCAAAGAUGCAGCACAGUCUCCACGUAUGAAAACCAAACAAAUGACUCACUGGCUGCGUUUAAAUCCUUCUGUCAUAAGUACAUUUCUCUUGUGGUCUCAUUGGUGUCGGCUUGAAGGAGAAAACAAACCCUUUUGCUUUUUAUGACUCGUCGUAACUUCCCUGCAGGAUCCAGGAGACAGCAGGAGGUUUAGUGUAACAGGCUAAUGGCUUCAACACACCUUCAGAUACUCUUUUCUAACAGUCGUGUCAGGAGGAGAAACGCUCUCUGUGAUUGUUUGGGACACCUGCUUGUCGUCUUGCUGCCACCUGAAAACUGCAAGUGUUACUAUAACCACUCUGAGAAAAGUGGCUGAUGGUCUGAUUGUUUGCGACGAGCAUUGAAAACCCUUUAACUGCUCCACUGGAACUCCAUUAAUCGCUGUCACCUACGUCGCCAACAAGUUAUUUCAGAUGAUGAAAAGCAGCGUGGUGGUGGUGUUGCUGUGUGCUGUUUUGAUUGAUAAAUGACAUGUUCUUCAUUCUCCGACUCACAGUUUGGGUUGAAUGACGACCGUCAGAGUGGAGUGUGAAUAAAUUACUAUAUGACUUUUUCUUUCAGCCGCAAUCUUGUUUUUCCUUUUGUCUGUCUGUUUCUUAUGUUAUCACGACACUUCAUAGCACACAACUUGAUCACACAGUAUCAUGGCUGUCUGUAAUUUCUGUAACUACUGUUGUUUUGAUCACAUUUAAAACAAUAAACAGUGUUGUUAAAAACUU
Solea senegalensis (Senegalese sole) is the source of this 5868-nucleotide messenger RNA. RefSeq names its product plexin domain containing 2b (gene plxdc2b). The record is from RefSeq and is a predicted model, not a curated record. NCBI's taxonomy places the organism in Eukaryota, Metazoa, Chordata, Actinopteri, Pleuronectiformes, Soleidae. The coding region runs from base 439 to 2040 and encodes 533 amino acids. The transcript has 14 exons.